AUCGCCAAUAGUUUAGGAUAACAGAUCCCUUAACAUAGGCAAGCGGGCAUUUAUCAAUUAGCCAGGCUCUCCAAGGUCGAGGCCAUUUGUUUUCUGGAUAAGGUGGGAGAGGGAAAGCAGCACAACUUUCGUGUCAGAUUAUCCAUCGUACCAAUAAGGUCACGAUUAUACACGAAGGGAGUCGGGAAAUGACGUAUUUCCGGUUGUGUCCGAGCCCACCUACCUUGAUCUGAGGAUUCACAGGCCCAAUCAUUUCGUCCGUGAUCAUCCAAUAAGUUGGAAGUGUCCGCGUUGGUUUAGUAAUGUUUCGUUGUGCAUAAGUAUGUACCCUUAAGUGACGUUAAGUGUAAUUAAUUAAUUGAAUAAUUUGUUCGUUUCAUAGUAGGCCAAGAUUAAGUGUGCGUUGCAAGAUUGUGUGCGGUAGUAGGAAACAAUUAUAAAGAUAAAGGUAAAUUGACGUGCUCAUAGUGUGAUGUUUAGUGCUUGUGCUCAUAUUGUUCGUCCAGCCAGAUUGGCGUGUAUUUUCCCACCCGCAGCAAUCACCUCGUACCCCAGCGCGACAUUUCUCCCCGACGGACGAAACAUUCCUGGCGAUCGUCACCUGCUAGAAGCGGACCGAUCCGUCGCCAUAUCGGUCCGAGGGAAGGCCAGGGGACCUCCACGUGGACGAGAUCCACCAGCCGGCAAGCAACCGCCAUUCUGUUGCGUCGGCUUCAUUAAGAAGCGUCAUCGCCGGCAUCAACAAGCCGGGAGCGUCGACCCCACCGGCAGGUCAUCGACUGGGUCAGUAAGCCCAUACAAACCGGCCACAACUUACGGACGAGCUCGCGUGGCUCGUGGCAGAACCGGGCAGGACCAGGCAGACCAGACAAUCCAACGGCGUGCUGCCAGUAGCGCUCGCCGUCAGGCGUUUCGACGGCGGACUAUUCUUCGCCGGCGACAACAAAGGAUCACAAUGGGAUAA
Molecule: messenger RNA, 964 nt
Organism: Armigeres subalbatus
Lineage: Eukaryota; Metazoa; Arthropoda; Insecta; Diptera; Culicidae
Exons: 2
Coding region: 473-964 (163 amino acids)
Source: RefSeq, a predicted model, not a curated record